Molecule: messenger RNA, 462 nt
Organism: Aureococcus anophagefferens
Lineage: Eukaryota; Pelagophyceae; Pelagomonadales; Pelagomonadaceae
Exons: 2
Coding region: 1-462 (153 amino acids)
Source: RefSeq, a predicted model, not a curated record
AUGGACGCCGGCGCCAUGGGCGCCCUGCCGACGCGCGACGAGCUCUUCGACGUCCUGCUCAAGGGCAAGCAGUUGGAGCAGACGAUGAAGGACCGCCAGGCCGGCGGCGGCGCUAAGAGCGGCCGUUAUAAAAAGCACGACACGGCUCGACUUCGGUGUCUGCGUCGCGUCGUCUACCCGCGGCUCAAGAUGGGCAUCCUGCCGUCGGCGACGGACAGCAAGAUGCUCUUCGACAUGCCGGGCGUGGCCGAGCUCGUCGUGGGCCGCCUCUUCCAGUCGACGGCCUGGAGCGAGCACGACGAGCGCAGGCGCGUCGCCGACUUCGAGGCCCUCGACCACGACCUGCGCGCCGCCAUCGGGAUCGCCGUCCGGGACGCCUCCGCGCAGACGACCGCGGACGACGAGCGCGACGCCCUCGGGCUAGCCGCGGAGACGCUCGAGAGCCUGGCGGCCUUGGUCUAG